Molecule: messenger RNA, 1583 nt
Organism: Ruditapes philippinarum (Manila clam)
Lineage: Eukaryota; Metazoa; Mollusca; Bivalvia; Venerida; Veneridae
Product: ataxin-3-like
Exons: 7
Coding region: 89-1255 (388 amino acids)
Biological process (GO): protein deubiquitination
Cellular component (GO): nucleus
Molecular function (GO): cysteine-type deubiquitinase activity
Source: RefSeq, a predicted model, not a curated record
GAUAUUUCUAUAAAUAAUCAAGCACGCCGAUCUGCAAUUAUUUUGUUAUUUUCAUAACGAGUGAUAUUUUAAAAUCAUUUAACUGCAAAUGGAGGCUAUUUUUCACGAAAAGCAAGAAGGAUCACUAUGUGCUCAGCAUUGUCUGAAUGCACUGCUUCAAGGUCCAUAUUUCUCUGCUGUAGAUCUAGCAGACAUUGGUAGACAGCUAGAUGAGUCAGAAAGACAGCAAAUGGCAGAGGGGGGUACAGAAACAGAGGGGUAUCAGCAUUUUAUAAAGCAACCGUCCAAUAAUUUUGAUGACAGCGGGUUCUUUUCUGUACAAGUGAUAGAUAAAGCAUUAAGUGUGAUGGGACUGGAGCUUAUAUCAUAUACCUCACAAAACUACAUAGCGAAGGAGGCUCGUGCUGAUCCAACACGGAUGCUGUCAUACAUCUGUAAUUUUGGCGAGCACUGGCUGACUGUACGUAAGAUAGGAAAUCAGUGGUUUAACUUGAACUCACUACUGACGGGUCCUGAACUUAUAUCUGAUACAUAUCUGAACAUGUUCCUAACACAGCUACAACAAGAUGGAUACUCAAUAUUCAUUGUGAUCGGGGAUCUGUCAGAAUGUGAAGCAGAUCAGUUGCUCCGCCUCUGUCCGGCUGUUCAGCCAAUCAAACCACAGCUUAUAACAGAUAAUGUGCAAUCACGAGCUGGAAAAGGCGGGGCUUCAGGUGGAACUGGAGGGCGGGAGGAAGACCCAGAGGUAGAAAAGGCUCUGCAGGAAAGCAAAAGUAUGAUAGAAUCAGAUGAUGUCUCCUUACAACGAGCUCUGCAGAUGAGUAUGGAAGGUUAUAUAGAGGAGUCUGUUAGCAGAAUUGAGACCGCAUGUCAUUCUGGGGAAUCUAGUUCAGGUCCGUCCACUUCAACUGCACAAGAUAAACCUAGCACAAAUACUGAUAAAAGUAAUCAAGAGGAGAGUACAUCAGGUUAUAAGCUAGGUGGCACCACAGAUCAGUCACAUGAACUAGCAGAAGUUGAAAAGCCAGAUGCAGAUGAAAUGAGACAAAAAAGACUAGCUUUUUUAAGUAAACUAGGCAGUCAGACAGACUCUAGUGAACAAAAUCAAGACAAGGAUACCAAAGAGAAUUGUUCCUGUGAUAACCCAUCAGAUGUGACAGUGAAUGGAACAAAUACAGAGACUGAAGUUUCAGAGUUGUCAGAAGAGGAGAUGUUAAAGCAGGCUAUAGCAAUGUCCAUGAGUCAAGAUACAUAGCAACAGAUUCUGAUAUAUCUAGAUAGACUAGAGACUAUAACUCUCUCUUCCAUUGCCUAAUGCUCUAAAAAAAAGUGUAGAUUAAAAAUCACCAUGCUAAAUCAAAGUUCAAGUAAAAAUGCUUAGAUUCUACAACUUCGAUAACUAACUGUAACUUCCUGAAAUAGCUAAAAUGACAUUUCAUUGCUUCCAAAAUAUGGCCCAGACCACUCUGCUCUUCCGUGCUGUUAAACACGUGUUUAUAUUGUUGCCUGCUCAAAUUUAGCAUUUUAAAUGCGAAAUCCCCAAGCUCACCCCUCCCCUACCCUCCCCUACCCUUCCCAACCCU